UCCCCAAGCCCCCUCCCCUCCAUUGGGGACCCCCUUUUAGGGCCCCCUUCCCCUCCCUCCCACGCUCCCUCCCUUUCCCUUCUCCAACCCCCUCUUUCCCCUCUCACCCCUCCCCCCAUCCUGGCCCCCCCCUGCAAAAGUGGGGUGCGGAGGGGGGAGGGGUGAGAACCCACGGAGGGGAGGAACGAAACUCCGAUGAAGUCAGAGCCCCUUACCCGCCGCCGCGGCCAGCCCCCCCCAACAUGGACUGUCUCUGUAUAGUGACAACCAAGAAAUACCGCUACCAAGAUGAAGACACGCCCCCUCUGGAGCACAGCCCGGCCCACCUCCCCAACCAGGUAAACGCCCCCGAGCUGGUGCACGUGGCGGAGAGGAACUUGUCCCACCUCGAGGCCGGCCACGGGGUCGUGGGCCACGCCCACCUCUCCCCCCUCAAGGCCAAUUCUCCUCCUGUGAUUGUCAACACAGACACCCUAGAAGCCCCGGGAUAUGUGAACGGGACGGAGGGGGAAAUGGAAUACGAGGAGAUCACGUUGGAAAGGGGCAACUCAGGUCUGGGCUUCAGCAUCGCAGGCGGCACCGACAACCCACACAUCGGUGACGACCCGUCCAUCUUCAUCACCAAGAUCAUUCCUGGCGGGGCCGCGGCCCAGGACGGCCGCCUCAGGGUCAACGAUAGCAUCUUGUUUGUGAAUGAGGUGGACGUGCGGGAGGUGACCCACUCAGCCGCGGUGGAGGCCCUCAAGGAGGCGGGCUCCAUCGUCCGCCUCUACGUCAUGCGGCGGAAGCCUCCGGCUGAGAAGCUUAUGGAGAUCAAACUCAUCAAGGGGCCUAAAGGUCUUGGCUUCAGCAUCGCGGGGGGCGUAGGGAACCAACACAUCCCCGGAGAUAACAGCAUCUAUGUGACAAAGAUCAUCGAAGGGGGUGCCGCCCACAAGGACGGGAGGCUGCAGAUCGGGGACAAGAUUCUAGCGGUCAACAGUGUGGGGCUGGAGGACGUCAUGCAUGAGGACGCCGUGGCAGCCCUGAAGAACACAUAUGACGUUGUCUACCUGAAGGUGGCCAAGCCCAGCAAUGCCUACCUGAGUGACAGCUACGCUCCCCCAGACAUCACAACCUCUUAUUCCCAGCACCUGGACAACGAGAUUAGUCACAGCAGCUACCUGGGUACCGACUACCCCACAGCCAUGACCCCCACCUCCCCUCGGCGUUACUCCCCGGUGGCCAAGGACCUGCUGGGGGAGGAAGACGUUCCCCGGGAACCGAGGCGCAUAGUGAUCCACCGGGGCUCCACGGGCCUGGGCUUCAACAUUGUGGGUGGCGAGGACGGUGAGGGCAUCUUUAUCUCCUUCAUCCUGGCCGGUGGCCCUGCGGACCUCAGCGGGGAGCUGCGGAAGGGGGACCAGAUCCUCUCGGUGAACGGUGUUGACCUCCGCAGUGCCAGCCACGAGCAGGCUGCCAUUGCCUUGAAGAACGCGGGCCAGACGGUCACCAUCAUCGCUCAGUAUAAACCAGAAGAGUACAGCCGAUUCGAGGCCAAGAUCCACGACCUUCGGGAACAGCUCAUGAACAGCAGCCUGGGCUCAGGGACCGCCUCCCUGCGGAGCAACCCCAAAAGGGGUUUCUACAUCAGGGCCCUGUUUGAUUACGACAAGACCAAGGACUGUGGCUUCCUGAGCCAGGCCCUGAGCUUCCGUUUUGGGGACGUGCUGCACGUGCUCGACGCCAGUGACGAGGAGUGGUGGCAGGCACGGCGGGUCCACCCCGACAGCGAGGCCGAUGACAUCGGCUUCAUCCCCAGCAAACGGCGGGUCGAACGACGGGAGUGGUCAAGGUUAAAGGCCAAGGAUUGGGGCUCCAGCUCUGGAUCACAGGGUCGAGAAGACUCCGUUCUGAGCUAUGAGACCGUGACGCAGAUGGAAGUGCACUAUGCUCGCCCCAUCAUCAUCCUUGGGCCCACCAAGGACCGAGCCAAUGAUGACCUUCUGUCCGAGUUCCCCGACAAGUUCGGAUCCUGUGUUCCCCAUACGACGCGGCCCAAGCGGGAGUAUGAGAUAGAUGGCCGGGAUUACCACUUCGUGUCCUCCCGGGAAAAAAUGGAGAAGGACAUUCAGGCGCACAAGUUCAUCGAGGCCGGCCAGUACAACAGUCACCUAUAUGGAACGAGCGUCCAGUCCGUGCGGGAGGUGGCCGAGCAGGGGAAACACUGCAUCCUCGAUGUCUCGGCCAAUGCCGUGCGGCGGCUGCAGGCGGCCCACCUGCACCCCAUCGCCAUCUUCAUUCGCCCCCGCUCCCUGGAGAAUGUGCUAGAGAUUAAUAAGCGGAUCACAGAGGAACAAGCUCGCAAAGCCUUCGACAGAGCCACCAAGCUGGAGCAGGAAUUCACAGAGUGCUUCUCAGCCAUCGUGGAGGGCGACAGCUUUGAGGAGAUCUACCACAAGGUGAAGCGUGUCAUCGAGGACCUCUCAGGCCCCUACAUCUGGGUCCCAGCCCGAGAGAGACUCUGACUCCCGCCCUGGUGUGGCCUGAACUCGCCCUGUCUCCGGCCCCCGGGCCCUUGGUCUGGACUGAAUUGCCCAAGCCCUGCGCACCCCCUGGCCUCCCUCCCGUCCCUUCUUAUUUAUUUCCUUUCUAACCGGAUCCAGCCCUGGAGGGGGGACACUCCCCUGCAUGUAACCCCGCACCCCAGAACUGGGCUCCUGAACCCCAGGAACCUGGGGUCUGGGGAGGAGCCGGGCUCCUGGUCCCGAGCCCGUGCUCCGUAGGACCCUAGCCCCUGCCCGCCCCCGACGCACACACACACCCACCGGGGGCCGCCUGCCCUCCCCCAUCUUCUCCCACACACAUUCCAGAAGUCAGGGCCCCCUCAAGGAGCACCCCGCUGCAGGGAUGCAGGGCCACAGGCCUCCUCUCUCUCCUGAGGCCAGGUCUGGGGUCACCCCUGCCCCCGUCAUAACUCCCCAUGUCCCUUGGUUUCGCAUUUAGUUUUUCCCAUUUUUUUUUUCUUCUCAAAGGUGGUUUUUUGGGGGGAUAAGUGGGGGGACUCUACUGUGGGCCCCCUGCCUUCCACAUGCCCCCCACCUUUUUUUCUUUGCCGGUUUGCAUGAGUGGAAGGUCUAACUGUGGCUUUUUUUUUUUUUUCCUGGGUUUUUUUUUUUUUUUUUGGGGGGGGAAGGGGGGGGGGGGGGUUUGGGGGGGGGGAAUGGGGGGGGGGGGGCCGGGGUUGGGGGUCGGGAGCCAGGGGAAGACUGGAAAUGCUGCCGCCUUCUGCAAUUUAUUUAUUUUUUUCUUUUGAGAGAGUGAACGGAAGAGACAGAUACUUGAAACCUGGUGUGUGGCCUGCUUAUUUGGGAACUGGGUGAGGAGGGAGACAGGGUGGGAGGGUAUGGAAGGGUCUGGUAGUCAGAGCUAUCUUCGUGUCAACCCAGAGAGGGGACAGUGGCCUGGAGGGGGCCUUGGAGGGAAGCUGAAAUCAGGGACGGUGGGUCAGCAGUGAAGUAGGGGCCUGGGAGGGGCUGGAGGCAUGGUGCAGUCACCGAAAGACCCAGAACGAGGAAGCCAGACCGGUGUAGGUCCCUGCCGACUUAGCCCAGCCCUGAUCACUCUCCUGGUCCUGCUGGACAGCAAAACACUCCCUAAAGGAAAACACGGAGGCAAGUUUCUUGGUUCGUGUUCAGAGCGUUCUGGACAGAGCUGGGCUCUGGCCAUGAUGUGUACAGAGGUUUGCUAGUAAGAAAUACUGUGUAAAUAUUCAUUUAUUGGAUUUCUUUAUGCCCCACCUCUAGGAAAAUGGGACCUUGAUACCAAAGAUUUAAUUAAAAAAAAAAAAAAAGAAAUGAAAAACAGAUGCAGUAGCUAUGUAGCUAUGAGAGUAAAUAUGACCUCUGAGCUUCCUGGUAGCCAGGGCAAAAAGGGAAAUGGUCC
This is a messenger RNA of Panthera uncia (snow leopard), 3924 nucleotides long. RefSeq names its product discs large MAGUK scaffold protein 4 (gene DLG4). The record is from RefSeq and is a predicted model, not a curated record. Gene Ontology annotation, biological process: postsynaptic neurotransmitter receptor diffusion trapping; chemical synaptic transmission; AMPA glutamate receptor clustering. Gene Ontology annotation, cellular component: neuron projection; neuromuscular junction; postsynaptic density membrane. Lineage: Eukaryota; Metazoa; Chordata; Mammalia; Carnivora; Felidae. Gene Ontology annotation, molecular function: kinase binding. The transcript is spliced from 20 exons. Bases 243 to 2507 code for a protein of 754 amino acids.